Messenger RNA from Microthlaspi erraticum, 1662 nucleotides. Lineage: Eukaryota; Viridiplantae; Streptophyta; Magnoliopsida; Brassicales; Brassicaceae. The record is from the annotation of a GenBank genome assembly.
AUGAUUACUACCUCUUCUUGUUAUAAUCUCACGGCUACUUCCAUUUUCUUUUCUUCUUCCGGAACCGAUGAGGCUAUGAUUUCGUGGAGGCUGUUUUACUUGAGAGAUGUUCAGAUUCUCGAGCUCUUUGUUGCCGUAUUCGCGUUUGUCACCAUACACUCCUUGCGCCAGAAGAAACAUCAAGGUACGCCCAUUUGGCCGUUUCUCGGGAUGCUUCCUUCUUUGGUUUUCGCUGUUCGAAGAAACCUCUACGAGUGGCUCUCUGAGGUUCUUAUCAGCCAAGACGGGACUUUCCGGUUAAGAGGUCCUUGGUUCAGUAGCUUAAACUGCAUCGUGACUUGCGAUCCAAGAAACGUCGAGCAUCUUCUGAAGACCCGUUUCUCUAUCUACCCCAAAGGUUCUUUCUUCCGUGAGACUGUCCGAGACCUACUCGGAGACGGAAUAUUCAACGCGGAUCAGGAGACGUGGCAGCGGCAAAGGAAGAUAGCGAGCGUCGAGUUCCAUUCGGCUAAAUUUAGGGAGUUGACCAGUCAUUCUUUGCACGAGCUCGUGCACAAUAGACUCUUGCCGGUUCUAGAGACUUCUGAAAAGUUUGAUCUUCAAGAUGUCUUGUUAAGACUAACGUUCGAUAAUAUAUGUAUGAUUGCUUUCGGGGUCGAUCCAGGCUGUCUUGGUCCAAACCUACCAGAGAUUCCUUUCGCAAAAGCAUUCGAGGAUGCGACAGAAGCAACAGUUCUUCGAUUUGUGAUGCCUACGUUCGUGUGGAAGCUCAUGAGGUCUCUCAAUUUGGGAACAGAGAAGAAGCUAAAGGAGUCAAUACAAGCUGUCGAUGAUUUCGCUGAGGAAGUUAUCCGGGCGAGGAAGACAGAGCUGUCUUUAGAGACCGAAUCAUCAAAGAGAUCAGAUCUCUUGACUAUUUUUAUGGGUCUACGCGACGAAAAUGGAGAGAGUUUUUCGAAUAAGUUCUUGCGAGAUAUUUGUGUGAACUUCAUACUUGCCGGGAGAGACACUUCGUCUGUGGCUCUCAGCUGGUUUUUCUGGUUAGUCGAUAAGAAUCCGAAGGUGGAGGAGAGAAUUAUGGUGGAGAUUUGCAAGAUUCUGGAGGAGAGAGGUUAUCAUGGAGAUACAGAGGAUAAGAUAGAAUAUGAUCCUGAGUUCACACCAGAAGAGAUCAAGAAAAUGGAUUAUCUUCAAGCUGCUUUGUCUGAAACUCUCAGAUUGUAUCCUUCUGUUCCAGUAGAUCACAAAGAGGUACUGGAAGACGAUGUAUUUCCAGAUGGGACAAAAUUAAAGAAAGAAGAGAAGGUUAUAUACGUGAUUUACGCGAUGGGGCGUAUGGAGACGAUUUGGGGGAAAGAUUGUCGUGAGUUCAGGCCAGAAAGGUGGCUAAGAGACGGCCGAUACAUGAGUGAGUCGGCCUAUAAGUUCACGGCCUUCAACGGUGGUCCACGGCUAUGUGUAGGCAAAGAUUUUGCGUAUUACCAGAUGAAAUAUGUAGCAGCUUCACUUAUUUACCGAUAUAGGGUGAGGGUUGAUGUGAAGAGUGGUCAAAAGGUUGAGCCAAGGAUGGCACUAACUAUGUACAUGAAGCAUGGCUUGAAGGUGGAUAUGGUCAAGCGGAGCGUCUAUGAGAUAGACAAUUACUAUUCUCAGUGCCGUUAA